Molecule: messenger RNA, 2481 nt
Organism: Plasmodium falciparum 3D7
Lineage: Eukaryota; Apicomplexa; Aconoidasida; Haemosporida; Plasmodiidae
Gene: GATA
Product: glutamyl-tRNA(Gln) amidotransferase subunit A
Molecular function (GO): glutaminyl-tRNA synthase (glutamine-hydrolyzing) activity; catalytic activity
Source: RefSeq, a predicted model, not a curated record
AUGUACCUUUUUUUUUUCAUAAAAAUAUUUUAUAUUAUUAUUAUAUUUUAUAAUAUUGAAAAAGUCAACAAUUAUAAAUCUUCUUGUAUAUUACUCAUAAAAAAUAACAAACUUAUAAGAAUACCAUCUUUUGGUCAUCCUAAAAAUUAUUCAGCAAACAUAAAUAAUAAUGUUCAUAAAUUAUUAUGUACAGAAAAUAAGAAACAAGGAAAAAAUAGAAAAACAAAAAAAAAAAAUAUAUAUAUAUAUAAAAUAAAUAAAAAAUGCGGAGAUCUAAAAUGUGAACUUAUUAACAAAACUUGCUUAACCUUUGUACCAACAAGCAAAAAAAUAAUCAACAACAUGUUAUUUAAUAAACAUAAUAAUGAUAACAACAAAAAUAAAACAGGUCAUUUAAAAGAUUACAAAAUAUAUAAUGUCAUGGAAAAAAAACAUUUUUAUAAUCAACAUGAUUCAUAUGAUGAAUUAAAUUCUUCAGAAAUAUAUCUAAUAAGAAAACAAAUUCUUAAUAGUCAUAAAAAUAAAUUAAAACAUAUUUUCGAAAAACACAUAACUAAUAAAAUAUGUAAUCAUAAUAUUAAUAAAUAUAAUAGCUUUACAUAUAUAUAUUCCAUGAAUAAAAUACAUAAACAACUUGAUAGACUCUACAAUAUAUAUGAAAAAUGGAAUGUAAUAAACAAACAAAAUAAAUCAACACAAGGAAAUAGGAUUAAAAAACUACCAAAAUUAUUUGGAAUACCCAUUGUUAUUAAAGACAAUAUUAUUACAAAAGGAAUACCUACAAAAGCAGGUAGCCAAAUACUCUUGAAAUAUAUACCAACCUAUGAUAGUACUGUUGUAAAGAAAUUAAAAAAAUGCGGUGCCGUGAUUAUUGGGAAAACACAUAUGGAUGAAUUUGCUAUGGGUUCAUGUACAAAUAAAUCAAAGAAUCCAUUCAAUGAAACCAUUUUAUCAUGUGGUGGUUCUUCGGGUGGAUCAGCUAGCUGCGUUGGUUCCAGAAUUUUUAAUUGUUCCAUAAAUACAGAUACAGGAGGUUCCAUCAGAACUCCUGCUGCUUUAUGUGGUUGUAUAGGAUUCAAACCUAGUUAUGGUAGGAUAAGUAGAUAUGGAAUUAUACCAUAUAAUGAAGAAACGGAUGUCGUCGGAUUUAUUGUUAAUAAUGUGUUUGAUUGUAGUAUAUUAUUAGAUGCUUUGUGUGGUAAGGAUGACCGGGAUAUUACUACCAUAAAUAUUGAGGAAAUGGUCGAAAAUAAAAUGGAAUAUGGAAAGGAAGAUCAAAAUGAAGAUGAUGAUAAUAUAAGAAACAAUAUCAAAUGUGAUGAGCAUAAAAUAAAAAACAAUAUCAAAUGUGAUGAGCAUAAGAAAGACGAUGAUAAUAUAAGAAACAAUAUCAUAUGUGAUGAUCAUAAAAAAGAUGAUGAUAAUAUAAGAAACAAUAUCAUAUGUGAUGAUCAUAAAAAAGAUGAUGAUAACAUCAGAAACAAUGUCAAAUGUAAUGAUCAUAAAAAAGAUGAUGAUAACAUCAGAAACAAUGUCAAAUGUAGUGAUCAUAAAUGUGGUAAGAGAAAAAUCAAAUUCUUCUCUUUAUUAAAAAAAUAUUAUUACUCAAAUACUUUUCAAAGUAGUACACCAUUAAAUAAUAUAACAUUUGGUUAUAUUAAUGAAAAUAAUUUAAAAGAAUAUUUUGUAGACGAUAUUAUUAAUAAAAAUUAUAUAUAUGUAAUAGAAGGUAUGAAAAAACUAGGUUCAUCUUUUAAACAAAUAGAGUUACCAAAUUUAAUAGAUUAUUGUUAUUUAUAUUAUUUAUAUUCGAUGACUAUAGCAAAUAGUAAUUUAUCAAGAAUUAAUGGAAUAAAUUAUAAUAUGCAUAAUAUAAAUAAAGAAUCAAAUUUUAUAAAAAAUGUAAGAUCUAAUUUAAUAGAUGAUCAUGUAUUAUCCAGAAUUAUAUCUGGGUCAAUUAUUUCUUCUUAUUUUCAAAACAAAAAAAAUGACAUAACAUAUAUCUUUUAUAUAAUGAAAGAACACUUAAUAUAUACAUUGAAGGAAAUUUUUAAAAAAGGUGUAAAUUAUAUUUUAUUACCAUCAUUACCAAGAUCGAAUAAUUUAAAAGAUAAUGAUCAUAAUAAUACAAAUUAUUCUAAUGAACAUUUAUUAAAAAAGAAUAUAACUUAUGAACAUAAAAUUUCAACAAAUGAUUUAGAUAAUUAUAGAGAUAAUAUAAUAAUAAAUAAUACAACUCAUGGAUAUAAUAAAUAUAUGAAAGAAAUAUUUUCGGUCAUAUCAUCUAUUAGUGGGUUCCCAAGUAUGGUUAUACCGGUAGGUACAUUUACAAAAGAAUUUAAUGAACCCUUAUCAUUUCAAAUAAUCGGUGAUAAUUUAAACGAAUUAGGUUUAUUAAAAGUUGCCUUGGCGUAUAAGCAACAUAUGCAAGUUAAUAAAAAAUUACAUGAAAAUUUAAAAAUGCAUCAAAAAGGAAGGUAA